UCUAAGUUCUUUAUUCUUGGGAUUUUCCUUCUUAGAGUUUUUUAGUGGAUUAUAUUAUUUUUUAAUUCAUUGUGACGAACAACUGCAUUGUGCUCCACAUUACGAUAUUUCAUUGGUAUUUUUACGCCUUCUAAAGGCGUAAUACCUUUUAGAAGAUCAUUUGAAUAUCCUCUGAAUAGAAUGUCAGGUGGAAAUUCAGAAUUAAAAUGGAAGACGCUGUUUGACAACAUGCAGGCAAAAACUGAAGCGGCCUUGGCCAAAAAACCAAAGCCUGCUAAAGAGCCUAAAGAACCUGUAGAGACCCACAGAGACUUCAUGGACAUUGAUGGAGAUGCAGACAGCAAUAAGCGACUCUCAGUGGAGAGGAUUUACCAGAAAAAAACACAGUUGGAACAUAUCUUAUUGCGUCCUGAUACCUACAUAGGCUCAGUCGAGUCUGUCACACAGGCUAUGUGGGUGAUGGACAUAGAAAACAAUAAAAUGGUUCAAAAAGAGAUUACAUUUGUCCCUGGAUUGUACAAAAUAUUUGAUGAAAUCAUAGUGAAUGCUGCUGACAAUAAACAGAGAGAUCCCAAAAUGGACUGCAUUAAAAUAGAGAUAGAUCCAGAAACCAAUAAAAUAAAAGUAUGGAACAAUGGUAAAGGUAUCCCAGUUGUAGAACACAAAACAGAAAAAAUGUUUGUUCCCACCAUGAUCUUCGGUCAUCUUCUCACUUCAAGUAACUAUGAUGACAGUGAGAAGAAAGUCACAGGUGGUAGGAACGGCUAUGGUGCUAAAUUGUGCAAUAUAUUCAGUAAGAAAUUUAUUGUUGAGACUUCCUGCAAUGAAUAUAAAAAGGCUUUUAAACAGACUUGGGCUGACAAUAUGUCCAAGACUAAAGAGCCAACAAUCACAGAGGCCAAGGAUUCUGACUACACGUCUGUCACCUUCUACCCUGACCUUGAAAAAUUCAAAAUGGAAAAACUAGAUGAUGAUGUGGUGGCUUUGUUUACCAGACGUGCUUACGAUGUGGCAGCCAGCUCUAAAGGUGUUAAAGUCUUUCUAAAUGGAAAAAGGCUGCCGAUCAAAGGAUUUAAAGACUACAUAGAUCUUUAUCUUAAAGAAAAAACUGAUGAUGCUGGGGCUCCCCUGAAGCUGGUUUAUGAGGUGGUCAAUGACAGGUGGGAGGUAGCAGUCUCAAUGAGUGACAGAGGUUUUCAACAAGUCAGUUUUGUCAACAGUAUUGCCACAACUAAAGGUGGCAGACAUGUUGAGUACAUAGCAGAUCAGUGUGUCAGCAAACUGAUAGAAGUGGUCCGUAAGAAGAAUAAAGGUGGUGUGAACAUCAAACCCUUUCAGGUUAAAAAUCAUUUGUGGGUAUUUGUGAACUGUUUGAUAGAGAACCCAACAUUUGACUCUCAGACAAAGGAGAAUAUGACCAAACAGGCUAAAUCUUUUGGUUCCAAGUGUCAGUUAUCAGAAAAGUUCAUCACACAGGUCAGCAAAAGUGGUAUUGUUGAAAGUAUACUGUCUUGGAUGAAGUUCAAAGCUCAGGCACAGCUGAAUCAAAAGUGCCACUCUUCAAAGCACUCAAAGCUGAAGGGUAUCCCGAAGCUGGACGAUGCAAAUGACGCCGGCACAAGGAACUCGCAGUCUUGCACGCUUAUACUCACUGAGGGAGACUCAGCCAAAUCUCUGGCUGUUGCUGGCCUUGGUGUGAUUGGUCGUGAUCGUUAUGGAGUGUUCCCUCUUAGGGGUAAACUUCUCAAUGUGAGAGAAGCCACUCAUAAACAGAUUUUGGAUAAUGCUGAAAUCAACAACAUCAUCAAGAUAUUGGGAUUACAUUUUAAAGAGAAUUAUGAUGACCCAACCAAACUGAGCCAGCUCCGCUAUGGCAAACUCAUGAUCAUGACAGAUCAGGACCAGGAUGGGUCCCAUAUCAAAGGGUUGAUAAUUAACUUCAUUCAUCACUUUUGGCCAGCACUGAUCAGACAUAACUUUGUUGAGGAAUUUAUAACUCCUAUAGUGAAGGUUAGCAAAGGAAAAAAGGAGUUGUCAUUUUACAGUUUGCCAGAAUUUGAAGAGUGGAAGAAAGCAACAGACAAUUGGCAUACUUAUAAAGUCAAGUACUACAAAGGUUUGGGUACCUCCACUUCCAAGGAGGCUAAAGAUUACUUCAGUGACAUGGUCAGGCAUAGGAUCCCCUUUAAGUACGGAGGGGGGGAAGAUGACACAGCCAUCAACCUUGCUUUCAGUAAGAAGAAGAUUGAGGAGAGAAAAGAGUGGUUGACCAAUCACAUGGAAGAGAAAAAGAGGAGGCAGGAUAUGGGUUUACCUGAGUUAUAUCUUUAUGGCAAAGACACUCGUGCCAUUACAUUCAGUGAUUUCAUAAACAGGGAGUUGAUUUUGUUCUCUAACACAGAUAUUGUCAGAUCCAUUCCUUCUUUGUUGGAUGGCCUGAAACCAGGUCAGAGGAAGGUCAUGUUUACUUGCAUCAAGAGGAACCUGGUCAACAAGGAGCUCAAGGUGGCGCAGUUGGCAGGUUCAGUUGCUGAGCAGUCAGCUUACCAUCAUGGUGAAAAUGCCUUAAUGGGCACGAUCAUCAACUUGGCCCAAAACUUUGUGGGCAGUAACAACUUGAAUCUGCUUCAACCUUUGGGUCAGUUUGGCACCAGGAUCCACGGUGGUAAAGAUGCUGCCAGCCCCCGUUAUAUUUUCACAAUGCUUAGUCCUUUAGCAAGGCAUGUGUUCAACCCCAAUGACGACGCUUUACUGACUGAUUUGUAUGAUGACAACCAGAAGAUUGAGCCUGAAUGGUAUUGUCCAAUCAUUCCCAUGGUUUUGGUUAACGGUGCUGAGGGUAUUGGCACAGGGUGGUCUACCAAAAUCCCAAAUUAUGAUGUUCGAGAGAUAGUGGCCAAUAUCCAAAGAAUGUUGGAUGGAGAAGAACCAUUACCAAUGUUGCCUUCAUUUAAAGGAUUCAAAGGAGUGAUUGAAGAGACAGGUGCUGGCGAUGGUCGCUAUGCAGUCCAUGGUGAGAUCUCAGUCAUUAACGAGUCCACUGUAGAGAUCACUGAGUUGCCCAUUAGGACUUGGACCCAGAACUACAAAGAGGAUGUCCUGGAGCCGAUGCUUCAUGGAACAGAGAAGCAGCCUUCCAUGAUUACAGAUUAUAAAGAAUAUAACACAGACUCCACUGUCAAAUUUGUUGUCAAGAUGGCUCCAGAAAAACUAAUGCAAUAUGAGCAAGAAGGUCUUCAUAAAAUAUUUAAAUUGUCAACAACCAUCUCAACUAACAGUAUGGUAUUGUUUAACAGUUUAGGUUGUAUCAAGCGUUAUGAAAGGGUUGAAGAUAUAAUUAGAGAGUUCUUUGGUGUUAGAUUGACCUACUAUGAAAAGCGUAAAGACUUCCUAGAGGGCAUGCUGGCUGCUGAGUCUCUGAAGUUUGACAACAUUGCCAGGUUUAUCAUGGAGAAAAUAGAGGGCACCAUUGUUGUUGAAAACAAACCCAAGAAGGAAUUGAUUCAGUUGUUGGUGAGAAGAGGCUAUGACUCAGAUCCAGUUAAAGCUUGGAAAUUAGCACAGAACAAAGGCAAGGAACGAGAUGGAGCAGAUGACCUUUUGGACACUGAAGAGAGUGAGGAGGACACCUCUGGGCCUGACUACAAUUACAUCAUCACUAUGCCUAUAUUGAACUUGACUAAAGAGAAAAAAGAUGAACUUUGUAAACAGAGAGAUGCUAAGGCUGAUGAGUUGAGAAGUUUAAGAAGAAAGUCACCAAAAGACUUGUGGCAAGAUGAUUUAGCUGCUUUCCUGACCACACUAGAGGAAGUUGAAAAGGCUGAAAAAGAGGUUGAGGUUGAUGCUAAACCCGUGAAGCUGGGAAAGAUUGGUAAAGUGAAACCUAAAAAAGCUGUAGUGGACACUUUGCCGACACCGAAUGGCCGGAGAAUAGUUCCCAAGAUCAGUUCUGCUGUGAAAGCUAAAGGAGAGAAAGAUGCAGCAAGAAAACUUUUCAAAGAAAAGGUCAAGAAAGAAAUGACAGGAGAUGAUGACACUAACAUGGCAGAUGAUGUCAAGAAAGAAGGGGAUGAAGAGGCAACCAGCACAUCAAGUACAACUGCAGCACGGGGAGGAAAAGCAGGCAGGGGAUCUCGUGGAGGACGAGGUAGAGGUGGGGCCACAGGAGUUGCUAGAGAAAAGAAAACGUCUCUAGGCUCACCAACUAAAGGGGGCAAGAAGGCAAAGAAGAAAAACCCCUGGUCAGACAGUGAAGGCUCAGACAACAUCUCGGACAUUAGUGACCUGGAGGAUGACUCCAAGUUCAAAUCUGAUGUAGUUAUACCGAGGGAAACUUCUAGGAGGGCUGCUGCUGCACAAGUGAAAUAUAAAUUUGACUUGGAUGAUAGUGAGAUUGAAGAGGAUGACAAUGAUGAAGCAGAUGACUUUAAGCCCUACGAUGCCGAGACUGGAGUCAUUGGGGCAGAGAAUGGCACCAAUGGUUCAUUGAACGGUGAUGAUAUCAUAGCCAUGAGCAGUGAUGAAGAUAAGCUUAAGCCCAAACCUGCCACAGAGAAGCCCAAACCAGUAAAAGAAAAACCAGUGAAAGAGAAACCUGUGAAGCCUGCUAAAGAGAAGGCAGAAAAACCUAAAAAACCUGCAGCUCCUAAAAAGCCUGCUGCAGCAAAAUCAGCAGCUUCAGUAAAUGUUGACCUAUCUGAUGAUGACCAGGAAGUUAAGACUUCUUCCAGCACAGCAGCAUUAAGCAAUAAAGAGUUGUACCCUAUAAGUGAUGAUGAUGACGAUGAUGAUGACUUGUUCAAACCUAAAGCCAAAGCAAAGCCUAAAGCUGCACCUAAGGCCCCAGCAGCCUCCAAACCUGCAGCAGCACCCAAAGCACCUAAAGCCCCAAAACCUGCAGCUGAGAAAGUUGUUAAGAAAAGAAAGAAGAACAAUUCAGAAUCUGAUGACUCAGAUAGUUUUGUGCCAACCAAGAAAACAGUCGGAAAAAAGGCUGUCAAGACGAGUGAUUCUGAUGAUUUAAGUUUCACUCCACCUCCAGCCAGAGCCACAACUGGUCGAGCCAAGGCGCCAGUCAAGUAUAAUUUUGAUGAUGAUGAUGACGAUGACUUUGAUUAAAUUUGAGAAUGUUUAAAGAUUUUAAUUAAUUUUUAGUGUUGUACAUUGCUCUUUAUUUUUAUAAUGAUGCUGCUUUGUAAUCUGUGCAUUAGAUUAUGGAUUGAGUUUGUAUAGUUUUAAACUUUGUAUGGAUAAAAUAAUGUGUAAUCUAUGGACUGGAUUAUUGACUUCUUUAUAUUUGAAACUUUGUGGAUUUGUUGUUAUCAUGUAGUGACUAGUUUAGUUGACCAUAUUUAUGAAAUUUUAACCAAUAUUAUUACUAUUAACGUAAAUAUAUCAAUGCCUAUUUAUGACAAUCUCUUGACAACGGAAUGCCAUGUAAGUAGUCGACUAGUUUAUUCAAAUGUCAAGUGCACUCCACUUUGUACAUAUUGACACUGUACAUAUUGUCUUUGUGCUAGCUGAUGUUCAUUUGAAAUGACCAAAAAGUCUCUCCAACUGUACAGUUCUAGGUUUCUUUUAGCAUCUCUGUAUGAAUGUUUUAAUCAUUCAUUUUUAAUCCCACUGUUCCUUUUAAAUGUGUAUGGUUCAAGUGUGAGUCUGUCAUGGUAUACUAGUUUCCAUCACAGUUUUUAAGUCAUGCAUUUUGUUUUAAUCAUUGGUGACAUUUUAAAAAUUUCUUUGUCUCAUGUUUUCCACAUUUUCCAAUUACCUAAUAAAAUAUUUGAUCAAAUUG
Biomphalaria glabrata is the source of this 5794-nucleotide messenger RNA. Its product is annotated as DNA topoisomerase 2-alpha-like. Lineage: Eukaryota; Metazoa; Mollusca; Gastropoda; Planorbidae. Gene Ontology annotation, biological process: sister chromatid segregation; DNA topological change; resolution of meiotic recombination intermediates. The transcript is spliced from 33 exons. Gene Ontology annotation, cellular component: nucleus. Gene Ontology annotation, molecular function: ATP binding; DNA topoisomerase type II (double strand cut, ATP-hydrolyzing) activity; DNA binding. The record is from RefSeq and is a predicted model, not a curated record. The coding region runs from base 181 to 5118 and encodes 1645 amino acids.